AUGGUGGACAAGGUAAUGACCAUCAGAACUAGGAAGUUCGUGACCAACAGACUCUCUAGAAAACAAUUUGUAAUUGAUGUUCUUUAUCUAGAGAGACCCAAUGUUUCCAAGGCUGAGCUGAAGGAGAAGCUGUCAAGGAUGUAUGAAGUAAAAGACCCAAACUCAAUCUUUGUUUUCAAGUUCCAAACUCACUUUGGAGGUGGAAAGUUAAUUGGUUUUGGUUUGAUUUAUGGUUCCAUUGAGAAUGCAAAAAAAUAUGAACCCAAGUAUAGGCUCAUCAGGAAUGGACUUGAUACCAAGGUAGAGAAGUUGAGAAAGCAGUUGAAGGACGAAUAGGG
Carya illinoinensis is the source of this 338-nucleotide messenger RNA. Its product is annotated as 40S ribosomal protein S24-1-like. The record is from RefSeq and is a predicted model, not a curated record. The coding region runs from base 1 to 336 and encodes 111 amino acids. NCBI's taxonomy places the organism in Eukaryota, Viridiplantae, Streptophyta, Magnoliopsida, Fagales, Juglandaceae. The transcript has a single exon. Gene Ontology annotation, molecular function: structural constituent of ribosome. Gene Ontology annotation, biological process: translation. Gene Ontology annotation, cellular component: ribosome.